Messenger RNA from Penicillium roqueforti, 1722 nucleotides. Its product is annotated as putative amidase. The transcript has 2 exons. Gene Ontology annotation, molecular function: catalytic activity. Bases 1 to 1722 code for a protein of 573 amino acids. The record is from RefSeq and is a predicted model, not a curated record. Lineage: Eukaryota; Fungi; Ascomycota; Eurotiomycetes; Eurotiales; Aspergillaceae.
AUGUCGAUUGUCUCAUUGUCCGAUGGCUCAAGCUCAAGCUUUACAGCAGAGGAUUUGAAAGACGUUGCAGCGCAGCUCAACUUUGAAUUACCCAAUGGCAAGGAUUCCGAUGAUUAUUUGCGUCUUCUCUGGUCCUUCGAGGCCGUCAUGAAGCAGGUGGAAGAUGGAUCCGACUACAUUCAUCCGGCGCUCAAGCCCCAGGCCCUCUCUACGAGCCGCAGCUAUUGGAAGCCGAAACCAGAGGACAACCCGUUCAAUGCCUGGAGUCACCGGUGCGACCUCCGCGCCGCAAAUCCCACCAGUGAUAUCCUCAAAGGCCGCACGGUAGCAAUCAAGGACAACAUAUCGGUAGCAGCGCUGCCCACGACGCUCGGGGCGCCCGCAUCGCUUGUAUCUGGAGACGCCGUGUUUCCCAUCUCGCCGAUCGACGCCCCUGUUGUAUCUCGACUGCUAGCUGCCGGUGCCGUGAUCAAGGGCACGUCUACGUGCGAGUGCUUCUGCGCAUCCCCCCUAUCAUUCACAUCAGCCACGGGGCCGGUGCACAACCCCCGCCUCCACGGCUAUACAGCAGGCGGCAGCAGCAGCGGGAGCUGUGCCCUAGUCGCCGCCCACUCGCUGGCUCUGGAGCAGGAUGACGGCAGUUGCAGCUCAUGGGGCGAGACGGUUGAGCUGGCCAUCGGCACCGACCAGGCUGGCUCGGUGCGCACCCCGGCCGCGUUCAACGGCCUCUACGGGCUCAAGCCCACCUUCGGCCUGGUCCCUUACACCGGCGGAGGGUCUAUGUCGCCCAUGAUCGAUCACCUGGGACCGAUCGCAUCCCGGCUGGAGGAUGUCGCCGCGCUGCUCGAGGUCAUGGCAGGAUACGAUGGCCUCGAUCCUCGGAUGACGCCCGAGUCCCCUCUGAUGGAUCAGGUGAAACCGUACCGUCAGCUCCUGUCAGAUUUCCGACAGCAGGUCCUGGCCAGGCCCAGCGAUGUAGGUCAGGGCUGGAAGAUCGGGCUUCUCACGGAGUCGUUCCUCGUCCCAGGUGUGUCCUCCGAAGUUCGUGACACCGUUCGCGAUGCGACAAGAAGAUUCUUCGAGGCGGCUGGAGCGACCGUCGUGGAGAUCUCCGUUCCCUUGCACAGCGAAGGUCCGGUCAUCUGGACCGCAUCGACAAGGCCAACCAUGUCCAGCUGGCUCUGCCAGGGAAGACCUUCUGGCCAUCUCACCUACCUGCCACCCCACCUAAAGGCUAGGUGGCCCCCCUCGCAGGAGAUGUACGAGGUCCUCAACUCGGCCAAUCCGGCACUAACCAACAUCAUACUAAGCGAGCGCUUUGCCCAGCGCUUCCUGCCGGCGGGGGACGAGGCAAAGGCCCACCGCAAGGUCUUUGAGCUGCGCGACGCGUACGAUAGGGCGCUUGAGGAGUUGGAUGUGCUCAUCGCACCGUGCGCGCCGACUGUUGCGAUGCCCCACCCCGAGACCGUGGAUAAGGAGGGCAGGACGCCCUCGGUUAUAGAGAGGCUUGCGCCGGCCAUUGGUUUGACGAGCAAUACCUGCCCGUUCAAUGUGACCGGCCACCCUUCCCUGACUGUGCCUUGCGGUUUUUCCAGCCGGCCCGAGCGGCCGGAUGUCCGUCUUCCUAUCGGCAUGCAGAUCAUUGGAAAGCGGUGGAAGGAUGAGGAGGUUAUCAAGGCGGCUGCUUUAUUUGAAAGGGGACGGGAGUUGAUAUCCAGCUAG